UUCACACCGAAAGGGGAGCGAUCCGAUCUCUUUAUUUUGCGCCUUUUUUGAAUAUUUUAUAGGGGCAGCCGGUGUGUGUCGCUUGUGAUGUUAAAUCGGGACAGCCUCUUCCGCCUCACACACCCCACACCACCGCCGCCACCACCAUUAGAACCUAGACUGAGCCCUCAGUACUAAUUGGAUCAUUAAAGGUACAUGCGGAUAUGAAUUCGGCCGAGCAAACAGUAACGUGGCUCAUAACGUUGGGGGUCCUGGAGUCACCAAAAAAGACCAUUUCGGAUCCGGAGGGUUUCCUGCAGUCAUCUUUAAAAGAUGGAGUGGUGCUGUGCAGACUGCUGGAGAGACUGCGACCCGGGACAGUGGACAAAGUUUUCCAGGAGCCGAGGAGCGACAGCGAGUGUCAGAGCAACAUCAGCGGCUUCGUGCGAGGCUGCGCGGCUUUCUACGUGGAGCCAUUUGAGGUCAGUGACCUUCAUCAGGGGGUUAAUUUCUCCAAAGUCCUCAACUGCCUGCUAGCCCUCAACAAAGCGACAGAAGUAACAGGUGCAGGCGGGGACGGUGUCGGUGUUCGUCAGUCCUGCUCCCUGAGAAUCAAGUCGUUCGAUUCUCUGAACGCUCAGGGUCGCUCCUCAAAAGUGCUGCAGCCUCAGUACCGCAGCCUGGACAUGUCAGAGGGCAGUGGGUGUGGCCACGUGCUGGUGAAGGCCCGCUUUGCCUUCCAGCGGACCAAUGAGGACGAGCUCUCGUUCUCGAAGGGUGACAUCAUCAGCGUGACCCGGCAGGAGGAAGGCGGUUGGUGGGAAGGCUCCCUCAACGGACAGAGUGGGUGGUUCCCCAGUAACUACGUGCGAGAGGUCAAAGGAAACGACAAGCCAGUGUCACCUAAGUCAGCGACCCUGAAGAGUCCCCUGAAAGGGUUCGACUCUACAAUCGUCAGUAAAACCUACUACAAUGUGGUCCUACAAAACAUCUUCGAAACAGAGAGCGAAUAUUCCAGAGAACUACAGAGUCUCCUGGCCUCAUACCUACGCUCCCUGCAUCCUACUGAUAACGUAAGCGGUGCUGACAUCAGUCAUAUUCAGGGGAAUCUGGAGGAGGUCUCUACCUUCCAGCAGAUGUUGGUUCAGUCCUUGGAGGAGCGUACCAAGCUCCCAGAGUACCAACAGAGGAUAGGGGGGUUCUUUCUGGGUUUGAUGCCCCAGAUGAAAACUCUCUACAUGGCCUACUGCUCGAACCACCCCUCGGCUGUCCAUGUGCUCACACAACACAGUGAGGAGCUGGGCGAGUACAUGGAGUCCAAGGGAGCGCCCAGUCCCGGGAUCUUGAACUUGACCACCGGCCUCAGUAAACCAUUCACCAGACUGGACCGAUACCCGACCCUGCUUAAAGAACUGGACAGACACAUGGAGGACCACCACCCUGACCGACCAGACCUGCAUACCUCGAUGACGGCCUUCAAAACCCUCUCCGUUCAGUGUCAGGAGGUGAGGAAGAGGAAGGAGUUGGAGUUGCAGAUUCUGACGGAGCCAAUCAGAAACUGGGAGGGAGACGACAUUAAAACCCUGGGUCCGGUUCUCCACAUGGCCCUGACCACCGUCUACACGCACAGCUGUCAGGAAAAGAGCGAGCGUUAUCUCCUCCUCUUCCCUCACACCCUGCUGAUGGUGUCCCCCAGCUCUCGAAUGAGUGGAUUCAUCUACCAGGGGAGGCUCCCGCUGUCAGGAAUGCUCAUCUCCAGGAUCGAAGACGGAGACAACCUGAGGAAUGCUUUCGAAAUAUCCGGCGGCCAGUGUGAGCGUAUGCAGGUGGCGUGCGGCAGUCCACAGGACCUCCAGGAUUGGCUAGAUCUUCUCACGAAGCACACACACACUCUCUCCUCACACACGCCUGCCCCGGCCACACACACAGCCAAACCACUGUCCGCCUACCAAACGUUGCCCUCCCAGCCCGCCACUCCCUCCAGGCAUUUGGAGUCAUGCGGAGGGGGCGGGGGUCCAGCGUACCAUACGCUCCCUCACAAUUCCUCCUUCGGGGCGGUCCCGGGUGUCAGCCCAAUGUGGGGUCCCCUGGAGCCCCCCAACACCCCCAAACCUUGGAGCCUCAGCUGUCUGCGCCCCGCUCCUCCACUCCGGCCCUCUGCCGCUCUCUGCUAUAAGGAGGACAAGAGUCCUAAGAGCGUGAAGAAGCUGCUGCCGAAGAGGAAGCCGGAGAGGAAACCGUCAGAAGAGGACUUCUCCACCAGGAAGAGUACAGCAGCCCUAGAGGAGGAUGCUCAGAUUCUGAAGGUGAUUGAGGCCUACUGUACCAGUGCCAAGACACGGCAGACACUCAACUCCACGUGGCAAGGCACUGACCUCAUGCACAACCACGUGCUGGCAGACGCCAACCUCACUGUGCACAUGGACGCGGCCGCUGGCAACCCGCCGUGUUCUGACCAAUCAGAGGACUCGGAUUAUGACAGUAUCUGGAACGCCCAUAGUUACAGGACGGCCUCGGUUUCUCGUUCGAGCAGGAAAGAUGUACACAUAUUGUUCCCAGAAAAGGAGAAGAUCAUCGUGGAGGAGAUCAAGAGCAAUGGACAGACGGUGGUGGAGGAGAUGAGUUUGGUGGACACGGUAUACAGUCUCAAGGACGAGCUUCAAGAGCUCAAACAGGACAACAAGAGGAUGAGGAGGACGUUGGAGGAGGAGCAGAGGGCGAGGAAGGAGCUCGAGAGGAUCAUAAGGAGAGUUCUGAAGAACAUGAACGACCCUACCUGGGAUGAGACAAACCUAUGAGUGUGUGCGCAUGUGUGUGUUUUGACGAACACCAGAGAUUAAUUUCUGACCAUGAAAUGAAAUGAUUAACCACCCAGCAACCUCUGAACUGUCGAUGACCUUUGAACUGAAUGGUAAUCUGUGGAGCAGGUUGAGGACCAAGAGAAAUGCCAGCCACCCUAACACCUAAGCCAUCCCGAACGACCAAAAAACUGUGAAGCCGGGGGGGGUUGCCGCCCAAGCAGGAAAUUACAUUACAUGUGUACUCUGUCACUUCCUGUACGGCUGCUUUUUGAGCUUUCCCCGAAUAGCCAAACCCAGCACUGCUUUUAGUACCGACAAUAGCUUUGAUUUCAUGGCUCCUCACAUUUCUAAUCUGGAAUAAUGGUGAGAAAGUCUCCAUCUUCCCCCACCGGUGUUAAAGGCUGGACAUCCAUACUUUGGUUCUGAUGCAAUAUUGCUUCAAACAGGUCUAUAAUGCAUCAAAUAUAUUUCCACCUCUGCAGAGAAAGUAAUUUUUUGGGUUUUCUUGUGGGCUGCUUAAGACAAAAUGGGGUUUGAUUAUGCUCUCUGGCAAUUACAUGUUGAAGCUUAUCCAACUGAAAACGAUUUUUCUCAGUAAUUUUUUACCAAUGAAAUGCUUUGUUUUACUGCUCAACUCGAGCAGUAGAAUGAAUGGUUUUUUUCACUUGCCUCCAUUUCAAUGUCAGAUUUUGCUUUGCACACCGAGUCUUCACAGACUUGUAACUGGGAAUUUUCUCAUACGUAUGCCUCCAUCAAAGUUAAAGACCGGCUGACUUCUGAGUUCAGGUGCUUUGAGUAAUACAGUUCUCCACAAUCCUCCACUCCAUCAUCAAAAACACCACGAGAGAACCAGCCGGGGGUUUGCAAGACUUGCCAUCAGAAUGAUUUUUCAGAAAUUACAUUUUAUCUCUUUUUUGCAUAAUCCCUUCAUAUGCAUGGCAGUUUUUUUUUUAAUCUCAAGCAAACCUUAAAGCUUUUUUUGCAUUAUUUUGGAUUUUAUAUUUAAAUAUUUCGUUGUUUGUAUUCGGCCUUCCUUCAUCGCAUCAGGAAAAUUCACAUCAAAACAUUGAAUGAAGUGCAGUUACUGACCACGGGUCUCCAGAUCUCUCUUUAACUUGUUUAUCUGAACAGAAAACUGCACUGCAAAAUCAAAUAUGCAGACUCUAAUCUCGGUUAACAUCCACUUCCCUGUUUUAAUUUUCCCGUCAGAAGAAAGGGCCGCGCAAUACAAAACGUUUUAUGAAUUUUUUUUUUAUUGGAUUGUUUCCUAUUUUUAUAUUUGUGAUCGUAUUUUCCCUAAUGUAACUGAUUUUUAUUUAUGUCAAUUGACUCCAGGAGACAUUUAAAACACUAAUCUUUUUUUACUUCGUUGAUUACUCUGAUUAUUUGUAGAAAAAAAAACACCGAUAUUUCAAAUGAACAUCAGCCGACAUGCCUUGAUCAGAAAAAAAAAAAAAAAAAAAAAACAACCUUGUCACACUUUUCCUCAGCAUCACUGCUUUUUCCCGUCUUCACAUACAAUAACAUUGACUGAAAAGAUGAACUUUGUUAACGUAAGAUGUGUAUCCAAUAUUUCAAUUAUUGACAUCCUAACUUAUGUAUUUAAAUCAUAUCUCCGUGUAAAUGUACUGUGUUACAGAUUGUGUGCUAAUGAAGGUGACUAUAAAAGUGAUGAUGACCCCCAUACCCUGCACACAAACACACACCCCUAUUUUAUUUAUUUCAAGUAUCUUCUUCAGCCUGUAAAUAAAACAUGUCAGCUGA
Messenger RNA from Lampris incognitus (smalleye Pacific opah), 4544 nucleotides. RefSeq names its product Rho guanine nucleotide exchange factor (GEF) 7b (gene arhgef7b). Gene Ontology annotation, biological process: intracellular signal transduction. The record is from RefSeq and is a predicted model, not a curated record. Bases 204 to 2777 code for a protein of 857 amino acids. Gene Ontology annotation, molecular function: guanyl-nucleotide exchange factor activity; protein binding. The transcript is spliced from 22 exons. Lineage: Eukaryota; Metazoa; Chordata; Actinopteri; Lampriformes; Lampridae.